AUGGCGAUCCAGCGGGGCAGCCGGUCCCCAACGCCACACUGGGCUGUACACUCUGUCAUCUCCCUCUCUUUGGCCUCAGUCCUCCUGGGUUCUGAUCUCCUCACCCCUCUCCCCCUCUGCCCCUCUGCCUGUCUCUGGCUGCUCCUCUGCCUUUCACUGCUGCUCCACGGGACGUUUGUUCAGCUGUGUCUCUGCUACCAGUGCAUUCAUGCCGAGAUGAAGGGGACAGCUUACCCUUUUAAUCUGAGUUCUGGGCUGCACGUGAGUGAGGGAGAGACGGAGAGUGCCCCCUUCCCUCCCCACAGCAGAGAGGCACUUGGGAUGGGCACAAACAAGGGACAAAGGAUCAAUAUGAAGAGCCUUGAAGGAGACAAUUCUGGACAGAUGAUGUACCAUAUAAAAACUGUGCCACACUUUCUUCCGUCUGGACUAACCUGGCGCCCGCUGGUGGUGGAGGAGGAGGAGGGGGCUCUGACUGAGAUUUAUGCCCCAGACGAGAGCGCAGAGGUGGGCAGACCGCGAUCGCCCUCAGCCUGGGUUUUACUGGAGCUGAACAAUGGGUGA
Molecule: messenger RNA, 564 nt
Organism: Knipowitschia caucasica
Lineage: Eukaryota; Metazoa; Chordata; Actinopteri; Gobiiformes; Gobiidae
Source: the annotation of a GenBank genome assembly